Messenger RNA from Aureobasidium subglaciale EXF-2481, 1164 nucleotides. RefSeq lists its product as uncharacterized. The record is from RefSeq and is a predicted model, not a curated record. Gene Ontology annotation, cellular component: mitochondrion. Gene Ontology annotation, molecular function: L-aspartate:2-oxoglutarate transaminase activity; pyridoxal phosphate binding. Lineage: Eukaryota; Fungi; Ascomycota; Dothideomycetes; Dothideales; Saccotheciaceae. Gene Ontology annotation, biological process: biosynthetic process; L-aspartate catabolic process. The transcript is spliced from 3 exons. The annotation marks the transcript as partial.
AUUCUUGGUAUCACCGAGGCCUUCAAGGCUGACAGCCACCCCGAGAAGAUCAACCUCGGUGUCGGCGCAUACCGUGAUGACAAGGGCAAGCCCUACGUCCUUCCCUCAGUAAAGGAGGCCGAGCAAAGAGUCGUCAAGAAGAACCUCGACAAGGAAUACGCUGGCAUUACCGGUGUGCCCGACUUCACCAAGGCCGCCGCUAUCCUCGCAUACGGUGCCGACUCCGCACCUCUCAGCGAGGGCAGAGUCGUCAUCACCCAGUCCAUCUCCGGUACUGGUGCCCUUAGAAUCGGUGGUGCAUUCCUCGAGCGCUUCUACCCCGGCGACAAGACCAUCUACAUCCCCAACCCCAGUUGGGCGAACCACAAUGCCGUCUUCAAGGACUCAGGUCUCAAGGUCGAGAAGUACCGCUACUACAACAAGGACACCAUCGGCCUCGACUUCGAUGGUAUGGUUGAGGACAUCAAGAACAUGCCCAAGGGCAGCAUUGUCCUCCUCCACGCUUGCGCACACAACCCCACUGGUGUCGAUCCUACCGAGGACCAAUGGCGCGCACUGAGCGAUGUCGUCAAGGAGAACGGCCACUACCCCUUCUUCGACAUGGCCUACCAAGGUUUCGCCAGUGGUGACACUGACAAGGAUGCCUUCCCCAUCCGCCACUUCAUCAAGGAGGGUCACAACAUCUCUCUCUGCCAGAGUUUCGCCAAGAACAUGGGUCUCUACGGUGAGCGUGUUGGUGCCUUCUCCAUCGUUUGCGCCGAUGCCGACGAGAAGAAGCGUGUCGACUCUCAGAUCAAGAUCUUGGUCCGCCCUCUCUACUCCAACCCCCCCGUUCACGGUGCCCGUGUCGCUUCCACCAUCCUCAACGACCCCGAACUCAACAAGCAAUGGUUGGGCGAAGUUAAGGGUAUGGCUGACCGUAUCAUCACCAUGCGUGCUCUUCUCAAGGAGAACCUCGAGAAGCUCGGCAGCAAGCACGACUGGAGCCACAUCACUAGCCAAAUCGGCAUGUUCGCCUACACUGGUCUCAAGCCUGAGCAGAUGGACACCUUGGCCAAGGAGCACAGUGUUUACGCCACAAAGGACGGCAGAAUCUCCGUCGCCGGCAUCACUUCCGCCAACGUCAAGCGUCUUGCCGAGUCCAUCUACAAGGUUACCGGUUAG